This is a messenger RNA of Chenopodium quinoa (quinoa), 998 nucleotides long. Its product is annotated as glycine-rich domain-containing protein 2-like. Bases 56 to 739 code for a protein of 227 amino acids. The transcript is spliced from 3 exons. The record is from RefSeq and is a predicted model, not a curated record. NCBI's taxonomy places the organism in Eukaryota, Viridiplantae, Streptophyta, Magnoliopsida, Caryophyllales, Amaranthaceae.
UCAAGAUAUUAAGAAGCCUAAUAUGAUAGUUUGAAUCCUUAUUUGGUGAUUUGUGAUGCCUAGGUAUGUCGACAAAAGUCCGUAUGAAGUAAUUGGUGUGUUGGAAUCAAGGGAAGAUUCUAUCCUUGCAAAGAAAAAGGAAGUUGGAUGGUCUUUGAUGGAUUCUCAAUGGGACUUUCGUCCACGAAACAAACCAGGAAAUUCCUAUGAGCUCUUAGGUGAAACAAAGGUGAUAUUCUUUCCUGGUAAGAAAUUAGAAUACGCAACCAAGCACAGCAGUAAAAGAGACGAGCAGGACAACUUCACCACUGCAGUUGAAUUUUCUCCUGAAAAUCCUUAUGGAAAAGCUGUGGCUCUCUUUGACUUAAAAUUUGGUGUUCUUCAGGUCGAGGAGGAAUGGUUCCUGCUACCAGGAACUAUAUCAGCCUACUGUAUCCUAUAUGAUGCAAUGACACAAGAAGAAUACAGAGAUCGUAGUGUAAAUAGUGCCAAAUAUGGAAGUGGUGGAGGCUCUUGUGGAGGAGCUACAGGUGGCAGUGGUUGUGGUGGAUGUGAAGGUGAAGGUGGAGAUGGCGGAAAAGAAGAUUGUGGUGGGGCUAGUAUUGAAGGUGGAGAUGGCGAGGAAGGAGAUUGUGGUGGGGCUAGUGUUGAAGGUGGAGAUGGCGGGGGAGGAGAUAGUGGUGGGGGCUCUUGUGGAGGAGCUUCAUGUGGCGGUGGUUGUGGUGGAUGUGGAGGAUGAAUCAUGUAUUUCAAAUGCUUGAUUAUUGAUUGAGGAAUAAGUUGAACUACGGAUAGUUGAUUUAACAGACAAUACCUAGUGCGGAGUACAUUAUUGAAGGAAUAUGACAGAUCUGACUGACAUUCAAGUGUAUUAUGGAGCAACUGUAAAACUCAAGAUGACAGUAAUAUGGAGUACAUUUAUUUCAAGCAUAAUCAUGUGCAUCAGUGCAUAACCUAUGAAUAACAGUGAUCUGCGCGCACUUAUGCCUUUGUUUAGU